Molecule: messenger RNA, 1670 nt
Organism: Amphimedon queenslandica
Lineage: Eukaryota; Metazoa; Porifera; Demospongiae; Haplosclerida; Niphatidae
Product: 26S proteasome non-ATPase regulatory subunit 5-like
Exons: 2
Coding region: 7-1551 (514 amino acids)
Biological process (GO): proteasome assembly
Cellular component (GO): cytosol
Source: RefSeq, a predicted model, not a curated record
UUUAAAAUGGCUUCCGAGGUUUCUCAGUUGAUAGAACUCCGUGACAAGCUUUCAGCUGGUGACGACAUCUUUGAGACAUUGGAAGGACUCAACACGUUGCUGGAGAGCUGUCCUUCUAACUCUGAAGUGCUUCAAAUCUCCACAAUAAUCGGCCCACAGCUAAUUUUUUAUCAUCUCUCGGGAGAUCAGGAACCGGAAACCCUAAACGUUGCCUGUGCUGCAUUAUACAAAAUGCUAAGUGCCUUCCCUCUUCCUCAAUUCCUGAAACUAGCCCAAGAGAUUGAAUUAGGGCUACAGCACCCAGCGGAGCCCGUCCGUCAGCUAUGUCUCAAGCUACUCAACCAGAAAAUCUCGUCUUCACCAUCGUUCCACCAAAUUGCCCUCCAGUCGACCAUGUUCCACUUAAUCACGGUGAUUAUCGGAGAUGCGGUACUAGCCUGUGCACAAUUAGCAACAAACAUCAUAGAAACACUGUUUAAAAACUCUCCGUCAAUUUUUACAACUCCAGGGACACUUAGGGACGCUUUUGUAUUAGAUCUUCGUUCUCUCGUCUCUAAAAGUGACGUCAUUAGGUUUCGAGUGUACAAUCUCUUAGUCCGUCUCUCUCUCCUUUCUCUUGACGUCCUACAAUUCAUUCAGGAAGAAGGUUUUAUUAGUUCUUUAAUAGCCGAGCUAGAAUCUGACGAUAUCCUAAUUAAUUUAAAUUGUCUCGAGCUGUUGCAACAGUUGGCAGAGUCUGAUGGCGGUCUGGAAGUGAUAGCUGCUGCAGAUAUACUGAAGAAGCUUCACAGUAUUCUAGAAGGGAAGGAUAACAAUCCUUUGGCAUCAAUGAUAGUUCCAGGUAUUAUUAAGUUCUUUGGUCAUUACUGUCACUUAAACACCAUAACCACAGCUACUGUAUGUACCCAGUAUCCAUUAUUCCUAGAGACAGUCUUAGAAGGAAUCACUUCCCCAGAAGAAGAUACCCUCUGGGGAGUUGCUUUGGACACUUUUGCUCUUUUGUGUUCAACUCAAAAAGGAAGAGAAGCUCUGACUGCUAAACCAGAAAAGGUAAACCUUGUAAUAAAGGCCAUCGGAGGGUUUGUGCUUCAAUCCAGAACCGAGUUACGUGUACGUAGCCUUGAAGCCUUUUCUCGUAUAUUGUCAUGUGACGAGGGUCUGUCUGAUGAUGAUGAAGCUUCUAUCAGUUAUAAGUGGGUAUCUAGUGCCUUGCCUGGCUUCAUUUCUGUAGCAAUGACAAUCGCCAAGCAACCCUUUCCGGACUUACGUUACGCCUCUCUCUCCUUCUUACUCAGUGUUUCAAGCUGGAAAUGGGGCCAGAAAGAAAUGAAGGCUUGCCCAGGCUUCGUAGAGUAUUUACUGGAUCGUAAAACCGAAGGAGAUAAGAAAGGCAAGGAGAUGAAGUAUGAUAUCAUAAAGGCUAUGGCCGACUCUCCAUACUGUGAGGAGACCAUGGACGGGCCAGUGUACCUCAAACUGAAGCAAUACGUGAGGGAGGGACCGUUUUAUGUAGUGACCGAAUCAUCCACCGUAGCAGUGGAAGAAUCUUAACAAUGAGCAACUAUAAUAGCUUUCUAUUAGUUCAAUUAUAUUUAAUCAAUUGUGUGGGCGGUACGCCCAUGUACAUGUGUAUCAAAUGUUGCUUAUUCAUCAGAUAUACGCAUGUCAUC